Messenger RNA from Hirsutella rhossiliensis, 1092 nucleotides. RefSeq names its product putative integral membrane protein. The record is from RefSeq and is a predicted model, not a curated record. Bases 1 to 1092 code for a protein of 363 amino acids. NCBI's taxonomy places the organism in Eukaryota, Fungi, Ascomycota, Sordariomycetes, Hypocreales, Ophiocordycipitaceae. The transcript has 5 exons.
AUGUGGUACGUGGGCGAUAUCGCCAUCGUCGACCGCAACCACGGCCUCGUCUUGGCCGGCUUCCUCUUCACGUCCCUCGCAAGCCUGGCCGUCUGGCUGCGCAUCUUUACCCGGGCCGUCUUGGUCCGCAAUGUCGGCCUCGAUGACUAUUUUAUAUGCGCCGCCAUGUUCGGCACAAUAGGCUUCCUGACGGCCGUCAUGCACCAGAUCCGAUACGGUCUGGGAGACCAAGUCAACCCGGCCUAUCUCCAGCAGUUCCUCCAAUCUCUCUACGCCACCAUCAUCGCCUACAGCUUCACCCACCUCUCCGUCAAGUUCUCCAUCCUGCUGCAGUGCAAGCGCAUUUUUACCGAGAAGAGCGCCCAGCGCAUCUUUCUCGGCCUCAUCAUCUGGCUGACCGUCUACGGCCUCUUCUGCUUCCUGUCAUCGACCCUCACCUGCGUGCCAGUCGCAAAGUACUGGGACGACAGCAUCCCCGGCUCGUGUAUUGAUCGCUCCAACCUGCACUAUGCGCUCGCUGGCUUUAACAUUGCCAACGACAUUGCUUUGCUCGCCGCCCCCGUCCCCUAUCUCAAGGGUCUGCAGAUUCCACGGAGGGCCAAGAUUGUUCUCAUGGCCGUGUUUGCUUGUGGUGGUUUUGCCUGCAUCGUUGCCAUCAUAAGACUUCACUCUCUGUACAUCAACAACUCGGCUCCCAUCGAUCAACAACCAGUAAAAGGAGUAGAAAUUGCUAUCUGGUCCGGGCUCGAGAUCAACGUAGCCAUAGUUUGUGCCUCAGUCCCGGCUCUCAAGCCCCUUUUCGUCAAGUUCUUUCCCCGGAUGAUCAGCUCCCUGGGCGAGUCGGCCAAGCGGUCCCGGACCGGGCGCUCGGCACAGGGGAGCGCCCCGCGGCGGGACCAAAGCGGCGACCACGACUGCAAGGCGUCGCCGCUCGAGAUCCAGGUACAGCAAUCCUUCGAGAUGAGUGCCGUGGCCACUGACGCCGACGCCGACGACGACAGCGAGAAGAACCUGGUGCCGCCGAACGGACCCGUGUGGACGGCCGCGUGCUUUGCAGAGCCGCGCACCAAUCUCGACUCCCGGAUGGUAUGA